This is a messenger RNA of Humulus lupulus (European hop), 1665 nucleotides long. Its product is annotated as protein EARLY-RESPONSIVE TO DEHYDRATION 7, chloroplastic-like. Gene Ontology annotation, cellular component: plasma membrane. The transcript is spliced from 4 exons. NCBI's taxonomy places the organism in Eukaryota, Viridiplantae, Streptophyta, Magnoliopsida, Rosales, Cannabaceae. The record is from RefSeq and is a predicted model, not a curated record. Bases 110 to 1522 code for a protein of 470 amino acids.
GUCACCCCAUCGAAUUCUGUUAUCCGAGAACUCAGCUGCAACUGCCAUAGUUUUACUUCUUCACCAAGUAACAUAAACCCUAGUCCCCAAUACCUCAACAUUCGAAUCAAUGGCUUCCGAAAACCCUAGAUACAGAAACUCCAUGUACCCGGAGGUCAUCCGGUCAAAUCCCGAUGAUCCUACUAUUCGAAACCCAAACCCAAACCCAAACCCUAAUUCUUCUUCCUCGUCUUCGAAUCUCUACCCCACGAUCGACAUGAGAGACCUCGUCGAGAAUCUAUUCACCGAACCCUCCGCACCUACGGCUCCACCGGAAGCUGUUGAAGAGGUCAUCGUCAGAAUUCCCGGCGCCAUUCUUCAUCUCAUCGAUAAGCAUUACAGCGUGGAGCUCGCUUCCGGCGAUUUCACCGUGGUUCAUCUUCGUCAGGGGGAUAAUAUCGUUGCCGUUCUCGCACGCGUCGGCGAUGAGAUCCAAUGGCCCUUGGCCAGGGACGAGGCCGCCGUGAAACUCGAUGAUUCGCAUUACUUCUUCUCGCUUCGGACCCCGAGGGAGCACGGUUCGGAAUCUGAUUCAGAUUCGGGGGACGAGGAUCGUGGUCGGAAGGGGAAAACUGCUGCUGAUGAUGCUGAUAAUUUGUUGAAUUACGGGUUGACGAUCGCGUCGAAGGGGCAAGAGCGGUUGGUGAAGGAGUUGGAUGGAAUUUUGCAGCAUUACAGUUGCUUUUCUGUGCAUGAGGUUUCGGAGAAGGCGAAAAAGGGGUCGGAGGUUUUGGACGGGUCGGUGGCCCUGGAGACCUCGCCGGCGGAUUUAAAGAAGGAGAAGAAGACAAAGGAGUUGAUGAAAGAUCGGAGUGCGGCGUACUGGACCACUCUGGCUCCCAACGUAGAAGACUAUAGCGGCACUGCGGCGAAGCUCAUUGCUGCUGGGUCGGGGCAAGUGAUCAGGGGGAUUUUGUGGUGUGGCGAUGUGACGGUGGAUAGGCUUAAAUGGGGGAACGAAGUUAUGAAAAGAAGAAUGAGUCUGAAAGAGGAGAAGGAGAUUAGUCCGGAAACCAUGAGGAGGAUUAAAAGGGUCAAGAAGAUGACCAAAAUGACAGAGAAAGUAGCAAAUGGAGUCCUUUCAGGGGUUGUGAAAGUAUCUGGAUUCUUUACGAGUUCAGUGGCAAACUCAAAAGUGGGCAAGAAAUUUUUUGGCCUUCUUCCUGGGGAAAUUAUACUUGCGUCACUGGAUGGCUUUAGCAAGGUCUGUGAUGCUGUGGAAGUAUCUGGAAAAAAUGUCAUGUCAACAUCUUCAACUGUAACUACUGAACUGGUCUCCCAAAGGUAUGGGAAAGAAGCAGCCAAGGCAACAAAUGAAGGACUUGAUGCUGCUGGACAUGCCAUAGGGACCGCAUGGACUGCCUUUAAAAUCCGAAAGGCAUUCAACCCAAAAAGUGUUCUUAAACCUACUACUUUAGCAAAAGCUGCUGCUAAAACCGCAGCUUCUGAAGUGAAAAAAUCUAAGAAAAAGAAUUCAAAGUAAUCAAUGGUGGAAAUUUCCUGGUGACAACGGCAAGGGUUUAAGCCUAGUCUGUCUUAUUAUACUGUCCUCCAAUGUUCAUUUUGAUGUUAUGAAAAAUAUUUUUGUUGUUUUUAUUCAAUGAGAAACAGUAUGGUGAUGCUCCA